UUAAAUUACAUAAAUUGUAUUCUCUUCAGUGGCGUUCUGGAGCUAAGACAACUGCCGGAAUGUGCUACUAAAGAUUCGUAAAUGACAGCUUUGAAUCCACAGCACCAUGUCAACCUCUCGCCACUAGACAAUCCUCGUUAAGAGGACAUGAUGCGCAGUUGGAGGAGGGAGAGGCUUCUUCCUGAAGACCAGGAUGUAAUGGCUGGACGACCUGCAUGAUCAACAGAGGAAACUCCCCACUACCACCACCACCACUACCAACAUCACCACCACCACCACCACCACCUUCCCGAGAGCAAAGGGCAUUUUGAGUUACCAGGCAUGGUGACUGUUCCCUGAUGUAUUAGCUCCAAGCCAUCGGCAGUUGACAACGGAGCAGUGAGGUAACAACUUGGAGCAACUUGGCCACAACACACAGGCUUAGCGAAUACUUAAAGACUUCAUUACCAACACAUCAGCUCAGAAGCAGCAUUUUAUCUUAACCAAGAUGAAUAAGCCACAUGACAGGAAAACCAAAAGACGACAAAUGUAGUGCCACUUGACUACGCUUGUCCAGAGCUGAGUUCGCCACACCCUACAGCCUGACCUAUGACCUCGCAUCAUAUGUUCUGCUGGAAUCUUGAAUUUCCAUUCUGCCUUGCAGUUUAAAGUUAUUUUUGUUUCAUUCUGCUUUAAGCAUGCAAGAUAUUGGCACCAUUCUGUGAAGAACCAAAGCCUCGCCCUUUAUUUAAUUUUUAAAAAAUUUAUUACAAAACAGCAAUAUGGCGUUCAUGAAAGUCGCUUUUGGGGGUGAUUUACUAGCUCCUGAAAUUACUACUGCUGAAAGCUUCAGUUCAGCUAUUGGGCAAAUGCUCAACUCCAACUUCAGACCGACUGACAAUAUUGUGACCACAACCGCUCUUUAUGUCAACACAAGCUUUGAGCAGGUCAUCGACAAUGAAUUUUUUGAUGAGCUGAACAAAAAGAUGGCGAGAUCGAUGUUGGCCACGUUGAUCUACAUCAGCCUCCUGAUGAUCCUCGGCGUGGUGGGCAACACGAUGGUGUUCCUGGUCUACUACAAGAGGUUCAAACCCAGCGCCACGCGCACAUACAUCCUGGUCAUGAGCGUCUUCGACCUGCUGGGCAACGUGAUGUCACUUCCCGGAGAGAUCCUCGACAUCCGGUUUUCCUUCACCUUUGACUUGCCCUGGCUGUGCCGCAUCUGCCGCUUCAUCAACAGCUUUCUCACCUUAGUCUCCGCCUUUGUGUUAGUGGCCGUGGCGAGGGACAGGUACUGCAAGAUCUGCCGACCCCUGCAGAAGCAGGCGACACCUCGCCAGAUCGCGGUCUCUGUGGCAGUCUGCAUUGGCGUCGCCGUCGCCCUCACCAUCCCGUUCGCCGUGCUGAACGGGCGUCACACUAUCCCCACAGGUGUGACGAACGUCACGGGCGUGACGUGCUCCAUCGACGACGCUUUCGUGUCGACGCCGUUCCCGAUGGUUUACAACGCACUGAUGGCCCUCGCCUUCAUUAUCUGUGUGACCAUCAUGGUUGUGUCGUACGUGGGGGUCGGACGUCAGCUCUGGCAGCACCGGAAGCGCUCGAAGAGCAUCACCGGACAGGCCAGUCUGAAGACUCCCGGCGGCUGGCGUAAGCCGUCGUCUACUGGUGACACGACAAGCAGUUCCAAGAACGAAUCGGCCAGCUCGGAGCUGCCGGCGAGCUCUGCUCACUCCGAGGAGAUUUCCCUGGACUCUCUACAAGCCGGCGGCCAUCAGUCCUCCCAGCAGCGGCGGCGCGCGCACUUUGUUCCGUGCUUUCCUCAAGCAGAAGUCCAGCUCCUGAUAGUCGAUGGCACCGACCGAAACCUUCGUCCCAUCAAUGCGAAGCCAUCUGAGAAUCGUGAUUCAUCUGUUGCUGCCGAGAACAGGUCGACUACACCCGUUCAGAGUCAGAAGAGUUCUUCCUCCUUUUCGCAAGCCGAUGUUAAGCAAGGGAAGCAAAUCAAACGCGCAAAAGCCACUUCUAUCAAGAAGAUUCCGAAGAGCACGACGAUGAUGAUGUUUGUCCUCACCGCUGUCUUCAUCAUCAACUACCUGCCGCACCUCCUCAUCAUCAUCGCACGCGCGGUGUCUGAUGACGUGGGAAAGGGGUUGGUGGGAUGGGAGCUGAACAUCUACAACAUCGCCCUCCGCUCCUACUUCUUCAACUGUGCGGUGAAUUCGCUCGUCUACAGCUUCUGCAGCGCCAGAUUUCGGCAGGAGUGUCGCAGUCUUGUAACGGGCAAGGAUUCUCUCCUCGAGAUCAUGGGUUAUUAUCCUCUGUUGAUGGAAGUUAUACCUGACCCCAACAGCACACGCUUGUCAGAAAAAGAUGCUCGUGAUUUAUUGCAUCGUGAGGAGGAUGAGGAGGCCUUGGAGCUUCUGCCCUCCUUGGUGUUCAUGGGCCUCCAGGCCAUCGCGGGCAGUAUGGGUAAUCUUCUGGUUCUGCUCGUAUACUACAAGAGGUUCCGGCCGAGCUCCACCAGGACCUACAUCCUGACGAUGAGCGUCUUCGACUUCCUUUUCAACGUGAUCUCCAUACCAGGGGAGAUAACAGAUAUCCGUUUCACGAAAACGUUCAACAACCGCUGGCUGUGCCGGACUUUCAGGUUCUCCAACAUUUUCCUCACGCUCGCCUCUGGCUUUAUUCUCGUAGCUGUGGCUCUUGACCGCCGUAAGAAGAUUUGUCUUCCUUUGAAGCACCAGUUGAGUCCGAAGGAGGUCAAGAGGUCAGUAUUCUGGUGUGUAUCUGUGGCCUUUGUUAUCGCAGUUCCAUUUGUUGUCCUCAAUGGUCGCCAUACUGUCCCUACAGGUAAUCCCUAUGUCAACGGUUCCACCUGCUCCGUGGACGACAGAUACAUCCAUACUCCAUUCCAGCUUAUCUACAACGUUAUUCUUGCCCUGGUCUUCUUCGCAUGCGUGGGUACUAUGACAACGGCCUACGUCACGAUCGCGAACAAGAUAGUGCAGCAUAAGCGCCAGUCGGCAGUGUUUAGUCAGAGCGAGGCUAUUGGCUUGAGAGGGCGCUUUGAAAGCGUGGCCAUGUCGGAAGCUUCAGUGAGUUCCUCGAUGAGGUCUCAUGUUCAUGUCGAUAACCGGCACGAGGUUUCGUCAGGCCCUGACGACGAAGUGUUCAACAGGAGGCCUUCGGUGUCUUCCGGGUACGGGGACAGUCACGCCCCUUCUCAUUCUGCUAGCGAAAGCCACGCCCAUCGCCCCACCCGGACCAGCUGGCUGAAGUUCAGGCGCCGGCACAAGAUGAAGACGCGACGCAGCUCCGAAGGCAAGGCCACGCCCACCAAAGCUCACGAAGAGGAAAUGGAGUCGUUGGCGGAUACGCAAUCGGAAUCAGAAACCCAGAAACUUCACCACCACUACCACCAUAACAACCCCCACCAUGAGGACGGAAGGCUCAAUGGAAGUGUGAGUAAAAGUCCUACAGGUCCAGCAAAGAGCAGCCAACCUCAGUCUGACUCUGAAGAGAAUCAACUGCGCGAGACCCGUGUGCAAAGUCUAGCUCGCGGCCUCUCCGAAGAGUUGCUCUGCUUUCAUCACUCCAGCAAGGGGUUAAAACACAUCGAAAGAACUCGAUCAUCCAGCGAAGGUGACGUGCCUGUUGGAGAUGAAGUCAGUAGUGUUCUCCAGCUUGGACCGUUCCAAGGAGAUGAAUCCCCGGACAGGACUGAAAGGGACAAGAAAAAAUGCGUAGAAAGAGACUUAGAAGAAAAUGGCUUAGAAAUGAACUCAGAACUCAGAGUAGACAAAAGCAGUGAAGCCGGCAAGACAGGUCGACUAGGUCCACGGGUCGACUUCGUAGGCGACGUUGGUUCCGAGCCUGGACAGCAAAAGUCUUUGUCAUCAGUGAGGUCGGAGUCUCCUACAAUGGCGUCCAGUGGAGGGAGGGCCAAGAGCAAGUCUGUUGUCACAGUUUCCUCAAGUCCCAGUGGCAGCAUGCGCGGAAGCGGCGGCAAAACUGACUCCCUGUCUCGCUUCGGCGCCUUCGUCAACGGCAGCAUCCGCCGCCUCCGCUCCUUCGGCGUCGACGACAACGACAACAUCAAUGGCAGCACGAGGUCGGCAUCGGGCGUGCGGCGGCGCCACACGAGAAAGCGGAUCCCUGCGCGCACCACCUGGAUGAUGUUCGUGCUGACGGCGAUCUUCAUCAUCAGCUACCUCCCUUACCUCACCAUCACGUGCGUGCGGGCCGUGCACCACUCCAUCGACGUGGACCUGACCGGUUGGCGGCUGAACCUGUACAACCUGGCCCAUCGCUCCUACUUCAUCAACAGCGUCACCAACCCCAUCGUGUACAGCUUCUGCAGCGCGCGCUUCCGGCAGCAGUGCCGGCGCCUGAUGUCGUCGAGGGACGUAAUGUCAGUCAGUGACAAGUCGUGAUUAGUAAACAAACUGAUGUCAUGUCGAAGUGACUUCACGACAAUCAGCAAGUCAUGAUAACGAAGAGAGAUCACAAAUCGUGAUCACAAGCGGACAUUGUGUCGGAGACAGGUAAAAAUCUUGAUUAUAGAUGUCGUGUUGAUGACAAAUCAUGAUAGACGUACGUGUAUGUCAUUUUUCUCGCUAACAAGUCGUGAUCGUCAAGUUACACAGGGCAGCUAAUAAUAAAGUUUGCUUGUAUAGUGCAAUAUUUACAUCAACAAUCAGUUUAUGUCUCAUUGCGCUGUACAGUAACUGUUACAUUGAUGUACAGCGAAGGCUAGAUGCGUUCAGGUAUUGUCAUUGUGCAAAGGCAAUCUGAUAUUUCACUUAAAGCAAACAAAGAAAAUUAAUAUGUAUGAAUGUAAAGAGCAAUUUGAGAAUAAGGUGGAGUUCCAGUGAAAAUUAGUCCUCUGUGCAUUACUGAAUUCUUAAAAACAUGCAUGUAUUAACAAAGUUAAGUAUGAAAUAUUCAUGUUCAAUGAAGAGUACUGAUUAAGUGCAAUAAAAUAUAUAAUUCGUUGA
Messenger RNA from Pomacea canaliculata, 4979 nucleotides. RefSeq lists its product as uncharacterized. Gene Ontology annotation, cellular component: plasma membrane. Gene Ontology annotation, molecular function: G protein-coupled receptor activity. Bases 762 to 4415 code for a protein of 1217 amino acids. Lineage: Eukaryota; Metazoa; Mollusca; Gastropoda; Architaenioglossa; Ampullariidae. The transcript is spliced from 5 exons. Gene Ontology annotation, biological process: G protein-coupled receptor signaling pathway. The record is from RefSeq and is a predicted model, not a curated record.